Messenger RNA from Aspergillus novofumigatus IBT 16806, 1034 nucleotides. Its product is annotated as alcohol dehydrogenase family protein. The record is from RefSeq and is a predicted model, not a curated record. Lineage: Eukaryota; Fungi; Ascomycota; Eurotiomycetes; Eurotiales; Aspergillaceae. The coding region runs from base 33 to 1025 and encodes 330 amino acids. The transcript has 6 exons. Gene Ontology annotation, molecular function: oxidoreductase activity; zinc ion binding.
CACUAAUCAAGAACUCAAACCCCAUCACCAAAAUGCAAGCAGUAAUAUUCAAAGGCCCUUUGGAGGUCACACUGGAAACGCGCCCUAUCCCGCAGAUCCAGGAUCCUACAGAUGCAAUCAUCAAAGUCCGCUACACAGCACUAUGCGGCAGUGAACUCCACGUUUUCCGCGGGCACCAACCCUCCAGCACAGGCUUCAUAAUGGGCCACGAAUUCACCGGCGAAGUCCUCGAAACCGGCCCCGCAGUCAAAAACUUCAAAAAGGGCGAUUGCGUCGUCUCCCCCUUCACCAUCAGCUGCGGCGAAUGUUUCUACUGCGCCCGGGGCUGUUCCUCGCGGUGCGCCAAGGGGAAGCUGUUUGGCUCGGCGGUGCUGGACGGGGGACAGGCGGAGUACGUGCGUGUCCCGUUGGCGGAUGGCACGCUGGUCGCGGCGCCGGCUGCCGUGGAUGAGAAGAAGCUGGUGUUGAUGGCUGAUAUCUUCCCGACGGGGUACUUUGCCGCGAGGAAUGCGUUUCGGGGGUGGGAGGGGAGGUUGUGCGGGGAGUACGGUCGUGCUUUUUGGGUUGCGUUGGAGUAUCGGCCGGCGGCUUUGAUUGCGGUGGAUAGUGUGCCGGAUAGACUGGAGCGAGCGAGGAGCUUGGGUGCGGAGGCGUGGAAUUUCCAGACGGAUGCGCAGGGGCUGCGGGAGAGGGUGCUCGAGCUGACGGAUGGGCGGGGGCGGAUCAGCGCGCUGCGGAUGGCGUUUGAGUUGUUGAGGCCGUGGGGAAGGAUCUCGAGUGUGGGUGUGCAUAAUGGGGAGAUUCCAUGGACGGGGAAUGAGGCGUAUGGGAAGAAUCUGCAGAUUCAGAUGGGGAGAUGUCCUGUUCGGAGCAUCUUUGGGGAUGCGUUGGAAUUGCUGGUGAAGAAACAGGAUUCACUGGAGUUUAUGACUGCUGAUAUUCGACCGCUGUCGGAAGCUAUUGCGGCGUACGACGACUUCAAUCAGAUGAAAUCCCAGAAGAUCAUCUUUGAAGCCGGAAAGUAAUAGCAGGAG